Drosophila grimshawi is the source of this 622-nucleotide messenger RNA. Its product is annotated as thioredoxin-1. The transcript has a single exon. NCBI's taxonomy places the organism in Eukaryota, Metazoa, Arthropoda, Insecta, Diptera, Drosophilidae. Bases 81 to 401 code for a protein of 106 amino acids. The record is from RefSeq and is a predicted model, not a curated record. Gene Ontology annotation, molecular function: protein-disulfide reductase activity.
CAUUCACCGUACUUUCGUGCUGGUCUCAUUCAAAUUUAAAGCAGCUGAAUUUGUGACAUUUUUGUACUUUGUCCAUAAAAAUGACUAACAUUCGCUCGAUGAACGAUUUCCACAAGCGCCUCUGUGAUGCUGACGAUAAAAUAGUCGUAUUGGACUUCUAUGCGACCUGGUGCGGCCCCUGCAAGGAUAUUGAAAAGCUUGUCAAAUCGCUAGCUCGUCAAUACGCCAGCAAAGCCAUCGUACUCAAGAUUAAUGUGGACAAAUAUGACGAGCUCGUCGAAAAGUACAAGGUGCGCAAUAUGCCAACAUUUGUGUUCCUCAAGGGCAACCGGAGCAUGGGCAAAGUCAUCGGCGCCGAUGAUCACAAGCUGACCCACAUGAUGGCCAAACACUGCAAAUGAGCAGCUCCCAAAGACGCAGGCGUCGUUAAGGAAAAACAAAAAAAAAAAAAGAUUAUUUUAAUAUUUGUAUUUUAUGUUUUGUGUAACUUUAAUUUAAUUCCGUGUUCAAUGUAAACUCAAAAAUGCCAUGAUUUCUUAUAUAUUUAUGCAAACUAACUAAAUCGACAAUAAUAAUGAGAACAAUAAAUAAUAAUAGAAUACUGUAGCAUUUGUAAAAUGAA